This is a messenger RNA of Nematostella vectensis (starlet sea anemone), 1631 nucleotides long. RefSeq names its product UPF0602 protein C4orf47 homolog. The record is from RefSeq and is a predicted model, not a curated record. Bases 201 to 1133 code for a protein of 310 amino acids. NCBI's taxonomy places the organism in Eukaryota, Metazoa, Cnidaria, Anthozoa, Actiniaria, Edwardsiidae. Gene Ontology annotation, cellular component: centrosome. The transcript is spliced from 7 exons.
AUAGUAACAUGCGUAUGUAUUGGGAGCCAUUUUGAGUCCAAAACAGAACCGCGUCGCAUAUCGCUUGAAGCCUUUCAUCAAUUUUUACUCCGUCUUCGGCACUACAAUUUCAAAAACAAAAUACAAAUAUAAUUCCUUUGGGCCGCCAAGGCUCUAAUAGAUAAUUUAUUUUAAGUUUAAACCAAAAAAAUCCAACCAAAAUGUCCAAAGUUAUGAACGACGUGAAAAAUGACCUCAACAGAGUUGGUCUAUUCAGCGAGCUUGGUUACAUCUCAAUUGGAGAUCCGUACAAGAUUCAGAAUGGAAAUUUCAACCUAGCUGCUCACAAAGGGAAACAGAUGUUGCCUGGGGGAAGCAAAAUCAGGUCGUCCAAACAAGAUGGCUACUUUGACCAGAAAUUCAACAGAGUCAUGGAAGGAGAGGCAUUUUCAGACCCUGUCAAAAGGAGAAGACUUGACAGACUAAAGGCGACAAAACUGAAUAUAGGAAAAGCUUUUGUCCCUAGCAAUGGCGAUAAACUACCGUCUGGUAUUGGCAACCAUUACGGCACAUUUGCUGGUGCAGUACCAGCCUUCAGCCCUGUCACAAAGAGUAAGAGUGCCCAUGUUUCACCUGGUAAGAACUUCCUCACUAAUCCACCCAAGAAGGGCACCGGCUACGGAUACCUUCAAGUCACCAUUGGCGCUUCACCCAAGUACAUGUCUGAUGCAUACGACAGAGGCAAAGAGUUGAGAAAGAAAGAAAUGGAUACUAGUGGCAAACAGAUGAAGGGAGGAGCAUUCAAACUCAACCUUCACCCCAAGUCAUAUUUUGAUGGGAACCCCUACAAGUCUGACAGACCACUUCCACCUGUUAAAGAUGGUAGAAAAGCCAAACCUGACUUUAAACCUUUUAAACCGAGCCAUCCACCAAAAGAGAUUGGUGGCAUGAAGGCAGGUUGCUUUACAUCAUAUCCCAGUCAUUCUGAAGACCCCUUCCAGCCAAAGAAAAAAAAGAAUGGUGAUGGUGAGCGUAAGAUCUUCCGACCAUCGCAAGGGCCUAAAUCUACACCCAUGAAGUCCAUUAUUAACCAAAAUGUAGACAGACGGAUCAACAGAUUAAACUUCAAGCAGCCUAUCACCACAAGUCUCUGAUGGACACAAAUCACCAAGAAAUGCACAACCAAACGUUUACACAAGAAACUUGUACAUUAAAACAAAUAGGUUUCAUCCAUGGUUCAAAGACUGUUUUUUACUCUGUAAGUCACUUCAUGUAAGUCAAAUCUGUAUGUGUAUUUAUUGUAAGAAUUUUUUUUAAUAUUCUAGUUAGUACACAUUCCCUGCAAAUGCAAGUUACUCUUCCAAAAAUUGAAAAGAAUAUUAGAAAUGACAUUCUCUUCCUUCUUAUUAUAGACAACAGGCAGAAGUAUUAUUUUGAUACAGUGUAUAGCCAGAUGCAUGAUUAAUUAUUAAUCCACAUAGUAUAAUUCAUGCUCUUUUUUAGAAUAUCUAUUUACAGUGUUGGAAUUUCAUAGAGAGCUUUCUAUAUUUUGCAAAACAUUAUUUUCAAUUUAUCUAGCAUUGUAUAAAAAGUCAAUGGAGUGAAUGCUAAGGUUUUAAAAAUAAAUAAAUAAAAAUUGUUUUAAAACUGUA